This is a messenger RNA of Parathielavia appendiculata, 770 nucleotides long. RefSeq names its product Lumazine synthase. The record is from RefSeq and is a predicted model, not a curated record. Gene Ontology annotation, cellular component: riboflavin synthase complex; intracellular anatomical structure; mitochondrial intermembrane space. Gene Ontology annotation, biological process: riboflavin biosynthetic process. Gene Ontology annotation, molecular function: 6,7-dimethyl-8-ribityllumazine synthase activity. Lineage: Eukaryota; Fungi; Ascomycota; Sordariomycetes; Sordariales; Chaetomiaceae. The transcript has 2 exons. Bases 1 to 609 code for a protein of 202 amino acids.
AUGCAUAACAAAGGCCCGAAACCACAGCUCCACGACGGCAGCAACCUGCGCAUCGGCAUUGUCCACGCGCGCUGGAAUGACACCAUUAUCGAGCCCCUGCUCGCGGGCACGAAGGCCAAGCUUCUCGAGUGCGGCGUGAAGGAAUCGAAUAUCGUGAUGCAGACGGUCCCGGGUUCAUGGGAGCUGCCAAUCGCCGUCCAACGCCUCUACGCGGCCUCACAAGUGCAAUCCUCAUCGGCGGGCAGCGGCGCCUCGGCAGGUGAUCUGCUAGGCAGCUCGACCGCGGACCUGGCAUCUCUGCCCACCGCCUCCUCAUCUUCACCUUCCACAGGCCCGUUCGACGCCAUCAUCGCCAUCGGUGUGCUGAUCAAGGGCGAGACGAUGCAUUUCGAGUACAUUGCCGGGAGCGUCUCGGACGGUCUGAUGCGCGUGUCUCUGGACACUGGCGUCCCCGUCAUCUUUGGCGUUCUCACUGUGCUCAGCGAGGAGCAGGCGAAGGCCAGGGCCGGCCUCAGCCCGGGAAGCCACAACCACGGUGAGGAUUGGGGGCUAGCAGCCGUCGAGAUGGGAGUGAAACGGAAGGCCUGGGCAGCGGGGACCAUUGAAUGAAGGAUUUCUCUUCUCGGUGAUGCUUGUGCCUCGGUUCUCCGGUUUGGGAAACAAAGGGUUAAUAAGCCCAACAGAGUCAAAGGAGUCGAUUUUGUAUAACUAUCGGUAUUACCAGAUUAGCGCAUCUAAAAAUGCUAUGUCUACCGUGAUCCCUCCUUUCG